Messenger RNA from Nematolebias whitei (Rio pearlfish), 732 nucleotides. RefSeq names its product acireductone dioxygenase 1 (gene adi1). NCBI's taxonomy places the organism in Eukaryota, Metazoa, Chordata, Actinopteri, Cyprinodontiformes, Rivulidae. The record is from RefSeq and is a predicted model, not a curated record. The coding region runs from base 113 to 652 and encodes 179 amino acids. The transcript is spliced from 4 exons. Gene Ontology annotation, molecular function: acireductone dioxygenase [iron(II)-requiring] activity.
AUUUAGCUUAGCAUAUAGCAGAACGAAUUUCUCCAUAUCACGAACUUUUCAGAGUUUUCUUCGAGGUUUUUUUUUAUUUUUCAGAGCUCAGAAAGUGUUCGUAGUGUUUAAGAUGGGUUUAGAAGCCUGGUACAUGGACAGUUCUGACGAGGACCAAAGGAAGCCACACAGGAUGAAUCCAAACCAGCCCGUUUCCCUAAACGAGUUGAAGAAGCUAAGAGUUUUCUACUGGAAGCUGAAUGCUGAUAUUUAUGAAACAGACCUAGAACUGGAGAGGAUCCGCAAAGAACAAGGUUACUCCUACAUGGACAUUAUUACAAUUCACAAGGACACUCUACCCAACUAUGAGGAUAAGCUGAAGAUGUUUUUUGAGGAGCAUUUACACUUGGAUGAUGAGAUUCGCUACAUCCUAGAUGGCCAGGCCUACUUCGAUGUCCGGGACAAGGAGGACCGAUGGAUCCGAAUCGCCAUGAAAAAGGGAGACCUGAUCACUCUGCCGGCUGGCAUCUACCACCGCUUCACUCUGGAUGAAACGGACUACACCAAAGCCAUGCGACUGUUUGUGGGAGAGCCAGUGUGGAAAGCCUACAACCGACCAGCAAACGACUUCGAAGUCCGUCAGAAAUACGUGGCUUCACUGCAGCGUUCCUGAGAUGAAGAAAACCCUUCAAUUGCUGCACACACUAAAAACAGACACACUAAUAAUGUGAAUUAAAAAAAAAAAAUCAGGUU